AUGAGCGAAAGGGACCCCUCCACAUUGUCCCAACAGAAGAGCAACAACAUACGCAAGAGACGUUCCGUCGUUCUCGAUGCCAUUGAUGCUGCCGCCGCUGAUGCUGAGGACCACAUUAUACAACCAUCCACGUCCAAUAGCAAUGCUAGGACAAACUCUCAAAAAAGGAACAAGAAACCAAUACUGGAUUCAUGUUGCUCCCCUACAACACCCUUAAAGAGAAGAUUACAAACUGCAUCCGUAGCAUGGCAUCUAUCAUCAUUCGUUCUCUUUUCUGUAUUCACAUUAUACGUUCUUUCAACACCCUUGUUCUGGCCCAUCGUCAUACCUUACAUGAUCUAUUUCUUUAUAGACAAGGCCCCAGCUAAUGGAGGCGUCGUUACCAGAUAUUCCGUUUGGUUCAGAUCAUUGACCAUAUGGAAGUACUAUUGCGACUAUUUCCCCAUAACAUUAGUGAAAACAACUGAUAUACAACCUACUUUCACUCCAAGGAAACAAACAACAAACGGCAACAUCCCACCAAAUGGCUGGAAACUAAGACUAUGGCCCACUCACUACUCCAUAAACAUAAUGCGGAGACGCAACCAACAAACGGAAUUGGAACCCACGGGACCCCGCUACAUAUUUGGGUAUCAUCCCCAUGGAAUUGGUGCCCUUGGUGCAUUCGGUAUAUUCGGUACAGAGGGCAGAAACUGGUCUCAAUUGUUCCCGGGAAUCCCCGUUUCCCUGAUGACUUUGGUCACUCAGUUCCAUAUACCAUUCUAUAGAGAUUACCUAUUAGCGUUCGGUAUCACAGCUGUAUCAAGGAAAAAUUCAUUGAAAACUUUAGAAAAGAAUCAAUCCAUAUGUAUCGUGGUGGGCGGAGCUAGAGAGUCUUUAUUGAGUGCUGUCGGGUCCACUGAACUGAUCCUUAAUAAGAGGAAGGGAUUCGUUAAAUUGGCAUUAAAGACUGGGAACGUCGGAUUGGUCCCCGUAUUUGGGUUCGGUGAAACAGAUUGUUACAACAUAAUGAGGACUAAAGAAGAUUCUAUGCUUAGAAGAGUACAAUUUUGGGUCAAAGAAAAUUGUGGCUUCACUAUCCCAAUCUUUUACGCAAGGGGGUUGUUCAAUUAUGAUUUCGGUUUAUUACCCUUUAGAUUUCCCAUCACUGUUGUCAUUGGGAAACCUAUAUUGGUUAAGGAAAAAAUCGCAAAUCCAUCUGAAGAAAUUGUGGAUUACUAUCACCAUCUUUAUGUCGAGGAAUUAAAAAAAAUAUACAAUGAGAAUAGGGACAAAUAUGGAUAUGCUCAUCAAGAAUUGAAAAUCGUAGGGUAG
Messenger RNA from Naumovozyma castellii, 1314 nucleotides. RefSeq names its product diacylglycerol O-acyltransferase (gene DGA1). Bases 1 to 1314 code for a protein of 437 amino acids. Lineage: Eukaryota; Fungi; Ascomycota; Saccharomycetes; Saccharomycetales; Saccharomycetaceae. The transcript has a single exon. The record is from RefSeq and is a predicted model, not a curated record.